AUGGAGGCCAACGCUGAAAGCAACACACGCCGCGACUCCGCCCAUGCCGACAGCACCGAUGCUCCGGAGGCCACUGCAAGCACACCGCUUCUGCCGCGCGCCCCAGCGAGUCACGCACGCAAACCACGGCCGCGCUACACCACGCUCGGUCUCUUCCUGACUGUUGUGGUGGUACUCGGCGUCUUGGUGCUCUCGCUGCUUGGUCUGCACUCGGCUGCUGACGACGGCGCGACAUCGCUGUGGCCGAACGCGACGCUGUCCAACGGCACACACACGUUCCGGCGCACGGUGAUCCUCAUCUCGCUGGACGGCGCCAAGCCUGUCUACCUCGACUCUGGGCAUGCUCCGCACAUCCAAUCGCUUUCGAUGCAGCCACACGGACGACGAGCCGAGUACAUGCAGCCGGUCUUUCCGACGCUGACCUUUCCGAACCACUGGGCGCUGCUCACGGGUCUGUACGCCUCAUCCCACGGGAUCGUUGCCAACGACUUUACGCUCGGCACCACCCACGCGCAGUUCUACUACACCGACCCGCACCGGUCGUGGUCUGGCUCAUGGUGGCUCGGCGAACCGAUCUGGGCCACUGUGCAGCGCGCGGGCUUGUCGGCAGCUGUCCUCAUGUGGCCCGGUCCACCCGUCACUGCUGCCGGGGUAAGACCGAGGUACUUUCAAAAGUACGAAAGCGGGCCAGAGUGGGAUCUACAAGGGCGGAAACGGGCGGUGCUGGACUGGAUCGACAUGGACAAUGUGCAGGAUCGACCGAGCUUGAUCUGUGCCUAUGUGCCGGAUAUCGACCAGGCAGCGCAUCGGUUUGGACCCAACAGCACACAAGCCCUGCAGGCGGUGCGGGCAGUCGAUGCAUUCGUGGGGGAAUUGCAUACCGAGCUGGUACAUGCGCGUAAUCUCGGUGGGGUGGUGGAUGUAGUGGUGGUGAGUGACCACGGCAUGACGACGACGAGCAAUGCACGGCUGGUGUUUCUCGACCAAGUGUUGGGUGCCGAGGUGCUUGCGUCGCUCCAAACUCGCGAUGCAUGGCCCCUCGCCGGCUUGCGAUUCCGCGGCUCACAGCUCGAACAGGACCGAAUGGCACAGCUCGCCUAUACGCAGCUAAAGAAGGAUGCUAAGGGGUACGAUGUAUUCUGGCGGCAAGAGUUGCCGGAACGAUGGCAUUUGAACUCACCCACGGUGCGAGAUAGGCUGGCUCCACUCUGGAUGGUCCCCUGGCCAGGAUGGUCGAUCACGGAUCAUGCCGAGUUCGCGACGUUUGCAAACGGAACCUAUGCGCCAAGAGGCAACCACGGGUACGAUAAUACGCACCCCGACAUGCACGCCAUCUUUACCGCUACCGGCCCCUCCUUCUCUCCCCACGGCCAGGCGGGGAAGGCCAACAUGGAGGCGUUUGAAAACGUGCAGGUGCACAAUCUGGUCGCUCGCAUCCUGGGCGUUCCACCACACACGCGCGCUUCGACCAACGGUACUUGGUCCUUUUGGACUCCCCACCUUCGCCCCGGUCUCUAG
Moesziomyces antarcticus is the source of this 1518-nucleotide messenger RNA. RefSeq names its product phosphodiest-domain-containing protein. Gene Ontology annotation, molecular function: ribonucleoside triphosphate phosphatase activity; nucleoside triphosphate diphosphatase activity. The transcript has a single exon. Gene Ontology annotation, biological process: nucleoside triphosphate metabolic process. The record is from RefSeq and is a predicted model, not a curated record. The coding region runs from base 1 to 1518 and encodes 505 amino acids. NCBI's taxonomy places the organism in Eukaryota, Fungi, Basidiomycota, Ustilaginomycetes, Ustilaginales, Ustilaginaceae.